This is a messenger RNA of Rhinichthys klamathensis goyatoka, 2228 nucleotides long. RefSeq names its product ANTXR cell adhesion molecule 1a (gene antxr1a). Gene Ontology annotation, molecular function: signaling receptor activity. Gene Ontology annotation, cellular component: membrane. The transcript has 18 exons. The coding region runs from base 387 to 2228 and encodes 613 amino acids. NCBI's taxonomy places the organism in Eukaryota, Metazoa, Chordata, Actinopteri, Cypriniformes, Leuciscidae. The record is from RefSeq and is a predicted model, not a curated record.
CACACACACACAUUCUCUAACAUAAACACACACAUCCACACUCCCUCCCACACUCCAUCAAUCUAGAAGCAACUGGGGCAGCGAGCAGAAGUGUGUCAGAUUGUUGGGUACAUGUGCACAUUUACAUGUGUGCAUUUGGGUUCUAGAAACUUAUUUCUGUCCAGAGACAUUUUUUUCUGUAAAACAUUCACUCUGCUACCACAGGACACUAGAAGAACAAAGAAGACAAAUUCAGUCUUUUGGAGAAUGCUUUCUCCAAAUUACGUCUCCACAUAAGGAUUACGGAUUGUUAAGGACCCUGUGAAACCUUAUUUUUCCUCUCAUGGUCACUUUUAUAUUUUUCCUGUAGUCCUGACAUUUGCUUGACUCAAACAGUGCUUUACAACAUGUGCAGACUUUGGAGGAUAGCAGUUUUGCUCUGUGUCAAAUUGGUGGGCACUGCGAAUGGAAAUACAGGACUUGUGCCGGAAAGAGGGACUGCAGCUUCCUCCUGCUAUGGGGGUUUUGACCUCUAUUUUGUUCUUGACAAAUCAGGAAGUGUGCAGCAUCACUGGAAUGAAAUAUAUAACUUUGUGGAACAUCUGGCCCAUAAGUUCAUAAGCCCACAGUUGCGGAUGUCCUUCAUUGUAUUCUCCGAUCAGGGCAAGAUUUUGAUGCAGCUUACAGAAGACAGGGACCAAAUUCGUAAAGGUUUGGAGGAACUCAAGAAUGUCCGGCCAGGUGGAGACACUUUUAUGCAUGACGGCAUUCAGAGGGCAAGUGAGCAGAUUUACUAUGGUAACUCUGAGGGAUACCGCACAGCCAGUGUCAUCAUCGGCCUCACAGACGGGGAGCUGCAUGAAGAUCUCUUCUAUUACGCUGAGAGAGAGGCCAAUCGCUCUCGCAGCCUGGGUGCCUCUGUGUACUGCGUAGGGGUGAAAGAUUUCAAUGAGACUCAGCUGGCCAAGAUUGCUGACAGCAAAGAUCAUGUCUUCCCAGUAAAUGACGGCUUUGAAGCUCUACAAGGUGUCAUUGAUUCGAUCUUGAAGAAAUCAUGCAUAGAGAUUCUCGCUGCAGAACCUUCCAGUAUCUGUGCUGGAGAGGCAUUCCAAGUUGUUGUUAGAGGAAAUGGAUUUCUUCAUGCUAGAAAUGUGGAGAAGGUUCUUUGCAGCUUCCGAAUAAAUGACACCCUUACCAGAAUGGUGAAGCCAUUGAUAGUGGAGGACACGUAUCUACUGUGCCCAGCUCCUGUUCUUCGAGAGGAGGGAACGGCAGCCUCCCUUUAUGUUAGCAUGAACGAAGGCCUGAGUUUUAUCUCUAGUUCUGUUACUAUCACCACUGUAAGCUGUUCUGAUGGUACGAUCCUGGCCAUAGCGCUACUGAUAGUGAUGCUACUGCUGAUUCUGGCUCUCCUGUGGUGGUUCUGGCCUCUCUGCUGCACUGUGAUUAUCCAUGAACCUCCACCACCAAUAGUGGAAGAUAGUUCGGAUGAUGAAGAGGAUGGAACGCCGAAGAAGAAGUGGCCCACAGUCGACGCGUCCUACUAUGGAGGAAGAGGAGUUGGCGGCAUUAAAAGAAUGGAGGUUCGCUGGGGUGAGAAAGGUUCGACCGAAGAGGGUGCUAAACUGGAAAAGGCGAAGAACGCAAGGGUAAAGAUGCCUGAACAAGAGUUUGAAGCUCCUCCUUCUCGCAUCCUAAAUAAUGGCAUGCGGAAACCACCAGGCCCUCGCAAAUGGUACUCCCCUAUAAAGGGAAAACUGGAUGCAUUGUGGGUACUUCUGAAGAAAGGGUAUGAUCGAGUGUCCAUCAUGCGACCACAACCAGGAGACAAGGGUCGCUGUAUAAACUUCACCCGCGUCAAGUCUAAUCCUCCUCCACGGUAUCCAUCCUACAACCACCAUUCUUCCCCCAUCUACACCCCCACACGGACCCUCAACCCACCCCCUCCUCAGGGCCAGCUGCCCCCUCCUCCACACAGUCCACCGGACUCCCUAUCCUCCAGUUUUCCUCCGGUACCUUCCACCCCUCCUCCUCUCACCAUCAACCCAUCUCCACCCAUUACUCCUCCUCCAUCCUAUUCUCCACCCCCCGUCUGGUCUUCAUCCCCCACCACCCUCUUCUUUUCCCCACUCACAUCUCUGCCCUCUCUUCCACCAUCACCUACUUCCUCCCUGCCCCCACCCCCUCAAGCCCCGCCUCCAGGCAGAGCUCCUCCUCCAGAUCGUCCACCUCCACGGCCCUGUGUCUAA